Molecule: messenger RNA, 177 nt
Organism: Racocetra persica
Lineage: Eukaryota; Fungi; Glomeromycota; Glomeromycetes; Diversisporales; Gigasporaceae
Source: the annotation of a GenBank genome assembly
AAAACGAAGGCAAGUUUUAUGCUUUGGAAACCGAGAAUACUAUUGUUCUUCUGGCUGCUGGUCAAGACUAUACCUUGACAGACAGCGAAGAACAAGAAUUAGGCUGCGAUUAUUUACAAGAAAAUCGCAGCAAAUUACAAGCAAUCAUUAUUAAUAAUACCAGUUUUCGGAAUAUUG